UUCUCCUCAUUUUUCUACUCUUUUGUGGGAAUGAGUUGCCAACCUUUUACUUCGGCUGAUACCUUUAUACCUCUGAAUUCUGAGUCUUCUGCAACUCUGCCUCUGAUAAUGCAUCACAGCGCUGCCGAGUGCCUACCAGUCUCCAACCACGCCACCAACGUGAUGUCCACAGCAACAGGACUUCAUUAUUCUGUUCCUUCCUGUCAUUAUGGAAACCAGUCAUCGACCUAUGGAGUGAUGGCAGGGAGCUUAGCCCCUUGUCUUUAUAAGUUUCCCGACCACACCUUGAGUCAUGGCUUUCCUCCCAUGCACCAGCCUCUCCUGGCAGAGGACCUCACAGCCGCUGAUUUCAAGCAGGAGCUCAGGCGGAAAAGCAAGUUGGCUGAAGAGCCAAUAGACAUGGAUUCUCCAGAAAUCCGAGAACUUGAAAAGUUUGCCAAUGAAUUUAAAGUGAGAAGAAUUAAGCUAGGAUACACCCAAACAAAUGUUGGGGAAGCCCUGGCAGCUGUGCAUGGCUCUGAAUUCAGUCAAACAACUAUCUGCCGAUUUGAAAACCUGCAGCUCAGCUUCAAAAAUGCAUGCAAACUAAAAGCAAUAUUAUCCAAAUGGCUGGAGGAAGCCGAGCAAGUAGGAGCUUUAUACAAUGAGAAAGUGGGUGCAAAUGAAAGAAAAAGGAAACGGAGAACAACUAUCAGUAUUGCUGCUAAAGACGCUCUGGAGAGACACUUUGGAGAACAAAAUAAACCUUCCUCUCAAGAGAUCUUGCGGAUGGCUGAAGAACUGAACUUGGAGAAGGAAGUAGUGAGGGUUUGGUUUUGCAACCGAAGGCAGAGAGAAAAACGGGUGAAAACAAGUCUGAAUCAGAGUUUAUUUACAAUUUCUAAGGAGCAUCUUGAAUGCAGAUAAGAUUUCCUAUUGUGUAAUAGCCAGUUUUUCUAUUUUUCAUUCCUCUCUCUUCUCCAGCCAAAAUAGAAAUUCCUUUUUUGGUUAGCUUCAAAAAAAUCAUAUCAGUAACUUUUGUAGAAGCUUUUCUUUUCUACUUUAAAAAUAAAUAUGACAAUUUAAAUUAUAUUGAUGAAUUAUUC
Kogia breviceps (pygmy sperm whale) is the source of this 1085-nucleotide messenger RNA. RefSeq names its product POU class 1 homeobox 1 (gene POU1F1). The record is from RefSeq and is a predicted model, not a curated record. Lineage: Eukaryota; Metazoa; Chordata; Mammalia; Artiodactyla; Physeteridae. Gene Ontology annotation, molecular function: RNA polymerase II cis-regulatory region sequence-specific DNA binding; DNA-binding transcription factor activity, RNA polymerase II-specific. Gene Ontology annotation, biological process: regulation of transcription by RNA polymerase II.